Naegleria gruberi is the source of this 348-nucleotide messenger RNA. RefSeq lists its product as uncharacterized. Bases 1 to 348 code for a protein of 115 amino acids. The transcript is spliced from 2 exons. Gene Ontology annotation, molecular function: ubiquitin protein ligase binding; protein tag activity. Lineage: Eukaryota; Heterolobosea; Eutetramitea; Acrasida; Naegleriidae. Gene Ontology annotation, cellular component: nucleus; cytoplasm. The record is from RefSeq and is a predicted model, not a curated record. Gene Ontology annotation, biological process: protein ubiquitination; modification-dependent protein catabolic process.
AUGCAAUUAUUUGUCAAGACACUCACUGGAAGAACUAUCACUUUGGAGGUUGAAUCUAAUGAUUCAAUUGAAAAUGUGAAAAGAAAAGUACAAGAUAAGGAAGGAAUUUCACCAGAUCAACAAAGAUUAAGAGGAGGAAUGCAACUUUUUGUAAAAACCUUAACUGGAAAGACAAUCACUAUUGAAAUGGAAUCGAAUGAUACUAUAUUUGAUAAGGAAGGUAUUCCUUCAGAUCAACAACGAUUGAUUUAUGCCGGUAAGCAAUUGGAAGAUGGAAGAACUAUUGGUGAUUACAAUCUUCAAAAGGAUGCAACUGUGCAUUUAGUUUUGAGAUUGAGGGGUGGUUAA